Fomitiporia mediterranea MF3/22 is the source of this 1560-nucleotide messenger RNA. Its product is annotated as thioredoxin-like protein. The record is from RefSeq and is a predicted model, not a curated record. Gene Ontology annotation, molecular function: oxidoreductase activity. Bases 192 to 1055 code for a protein of 287 amino acids. The transcript has 4 exons. NCBI's taxonomy places the organism in Eukaryota, Fungi, Basidiomycota, Agaricomycetes, Hymenochaetales, Hymenochaetaceae.
CUCAUUCGCUCCUCUUCCUCGCGCUCUUCUGCCUCUUGCAGCCUCCACUUCUCCGUCGUCGGAACCAUCCUCUUUGUAUCAAUCAACGCGAAUCAACUUUUACUGCAAAGAAGAGCAUCGUUCAGAAACAGUGUCUGUGAAACCCUGUGUUUGAUUCCUCCCACAUAUCUCUGGCCUCCAUUCACACAAGGAUGGCUGCGCCCAAGACCAUAAAAAUUGAUGUUGUCUCAGAUUUCGUAUGCGCAUGGUGCUACAUCGGACAUAUCGAACUCGAGCGUGGCAUGGCGCUUGCAAGGUCUCGCGGUCUACCUGUAGACUUUGCAGUCAAGUACCACCCGUUCAUCCUAUUCCCGAACCUCCCGGAGGAUAGGCCUGUCAAUAAGGAACAGUUUUACCAAGUCAAGUUUGGGUCGAUUGAGAAGGCCCAGGAGAGGUUGGGGUUGGUGAAGAUGAGGGCGAAGGAGGAUGGGCUUGACUUCUCCUUCGGCGGGAACAUUAGUCACUCACUCCGUGCACACCGUCUUUUGCAAAGAGCCUACCUGCACGGUGGGCAGCGUGCGCAGGGUGCACUCAUCCGGCGCUUCUUCCGUGCCUUCUUCGAAGACGAGAAGGACGUUGGGGACCUCACUACGUUAGCGAAGUUGACGUCUUCGCAAGUCUACCCUUUCACUCCGCUUAGUCAAAACGGCAACUCUUCUCCGGAAAUCACGCUAACGCGUACGGAGAACGACGAAGGAGAGUUCGACCCACACGCAGACGACGAGAGUGCCGCGAUCUUCGACAGCGAGGAAGAAGCGGUUGAGUGGAUAGAGGGGGCGGAAUUGGAGAAGGAAGUGAGGAGUUUGACGGCUGAUGCAGCGAGGAAGGGUGUUGCUGGUGUACCGUUUACCGUUAUUGAUGGACGGUGGGCGGUUAGUGGGUGCCAGAAGCCGGAGUGUUAUUACAAGAUAUUUGAGAAGCUGGCGACAUGUUCUGACGUACCGCCUCCUGCUAUGAUGAAAGCGGAGGGACCGUGUGGGCAGAGGAUCUGUACGCCGAGCGCUGCUACUGCGUAAUCGUAACCAGAAGCAGGCGGUUAUUACUUAUGUCCAUCCAUGGUUCUUCGAAACGGUGUUUUGGUCUGGUCGACUCGCUUUGAUUUACGGACUUUCAAGAAGAAACGUGUUAAGGAGCAGCAAUCAGCAAUCACGCAUAGCUUUAGGUUUGGGGAAUACAGUAGUUGCUUCGUUGUUGUUUAUUUGAUCCUGUGUAUAUGCUUGCUUAUUUUUGAAAGCGACGCUUUGCGGUUCUUUCUGUCUGUGGAUGUAGUUCCAUUUCCUCUUCCCUUGUUUUGUUUUCUUAUAUAUAUUCACUUUUUUCCCCUUCAUUUUCUUUGUGUCUCUAGUUUUUUUUUACAGUGUUGGUGUUUCUUCUUCGUUGAUGUUUACCUAUUGUUGUGAUUAUUUGUCUUUAGUGUUGUUCUUAACGUAUUUUUGUUUCUUUUGUUCUUUUUUGUGAGUUACAAAUUACAUGUGAUCUGAGCGUGUAUUAAGACGAGUGCACGUCAGGUUCUGUAAAGGC